CUAGCGCUAAGUCCUCUUGCGCAACGCUGCUGGCGUCCAUCUAAGUCGCGAUGGUUUCACGGGCCCUCAGCCUCACCGUUCUCGUAGCCGGGUACUUGCAGGCGACGGCGACGAUCAAGCCGAAAGGUGUCUUCCUAGAGACAGACAGGUCGUACAAGUACGAUUUGCCCACAUCUGUGACGCCCUCUAAGGAAAGCAACUGCAGCGGCAAGUGCGUGCAUGUCUUCAUGGGCCUCCUUUGCGACUUCGUCGACGAGCAGGCCAACUGUGGCGAACAGUUCCUUCGCUGCUGCGUGGGCGGCAUCUUCAGCGAGGGCGCCAGCCGCAAGUCGGGCAUGAUGGAUGACGCCCCAUCGGAUCACCGUGAGCGUGACAGCCAUUCCAGUUCGAAAGAGGAACCAAGAACAACCACUACAACGACUUCAACGUCGUCGACAACGACGACCGAAUCACCUGCCGCUGACGUCCAGCCGGUGGGAGAGAUCCCUCCUUCCUCUCAGCAACCGGAACCAACACUUCCGCCAGCGACCACCCCAAGCAGCGUGCCUCCGGUAGAUGAAUACAACCAGCCGACCCUGCUAGCUAUGGAAUCGCAGCAGUCACCACAGAUUGAGUCUCCACUUCCUCAGAAAUCAGCGUGUCCCGGGUCUUGCGUCAUGUCCUUGUUAGGCUUCAUGUGCGGCUCUGUCAACCGAAACUAUAGUUGCCCUACCGGCCGCGUCUGCUGCACAGCGGCUCAGUCAGCUGAAACGAGCGCUGAGGAAGAGCCGCACUCGACAACAACUGUUCCUACUUCGAACAAGACGUCAUCUGUUGCACCUUUCCGAGUUAAAUCCGACCAUAUUCCAUGUAUAGGGAGAUGUAUACCAGUGUAUUUGAGCAACACGUGUAAAAAGCCAAGUGUAAUUCUUGUGUCAAAAAAGCUUUUUUGUCCCUCCGGAAUGAUCUGCUGCAGCAAAAGCCCGACCGCCGACAAUCUGAAAGACCGCAGGACAAACAGCUCACAUGCCUUCUUUCCUGCAGAUGUUAGCGGCGAUUUUGAAUCGUCUGUAUCCCCUGAAGCAGGCAGUCAAGAUGAAGAGUAUCCGUGGGAAAACCAUCGUCUACGACCAGCCCAGUACAUUCCAUCUCACCAACGAAUCCCCAUACCAGUGCAACAGGCACUCGCGCAAGCUUAUGGAAUGCCAUCCACCUCUCUUCAAAGGCCUAUUUCAGAAACCACGCUGCAAGAGCCGCAGGAAGAAGACGUAAAUUAUGGAUACUACGCCCCCGCUAGCGAUUACGACAAAAGCGAGGACACUACACAUGUGAUUCGAUCUACAAAGCGGCCGCCAACCUAUGCUGCGCUCAGGCACCCUUCGCUACCACAGCCUGUAAUUCCAACACCACCCUAUUAUGACGAUGAUUACGACCUGAAGACUCCAAGCCGCUUCCACCAAGAUCGUGACAAUGACAACCACCGGAAACGACCAGCGAAUGAGGCCGGCGAACAUAACGGGUCAUUGUCUAUGCCAUCUAUAAGCCACUCUGGCAUGAAGUUAAAUAGCUCAAACCAACCAGCCAUACAACGUUUGAAGCCACAGCGAGGCACGAUAGCUGUCGGUGAGGUAUUUCCAGUAAAGAACCCUCAUGCGUCGGAGAGCUUUCAGCAGCAAAGGAAAGCUUGGUUGCAACGCACUCGCAACAAGACGAGGCCUGAGAGACCGGAGAGGCUACGUCAACCGUAUGAUACGCCGAGCAUUAGCGCAAAACAUGGUUGGCAAAGCAUCAGACGGCCCACGAAAGAGGGAGCCGAAUUCAGCUCAACGUGGGCAGAGCCGGCCAAAGCCUCCCCCGAAGUGGUGUCGCCUGCUCACUACGCCGAAGCCGCUGCUACGAGCACGGGAUGGAUUCCUUUCCACCAGGCCCACCAACCGGUCAAUAAGCAGAAGGUCGUCGAGAACCAUUAUGGCAGCAGCUCCGAAUUCAAGCCAAUUCGAGGAACCUUUGUUGAUUUAGGCCAUACGUCACGCGAUCCCAACGCGUGCGGCGUCAAGGGAGGCAAAAAACGCGAUGCGGGCUCCUUCAAGCGGGGAGGAGCCGAGGCGAGACCCGGAGAAUGGUGCUGGAAUGCUGCCAUCGUAGAUCGCAAAAAUCAAUACUUGUGCAACGGCGCUCUUAUAAGCGCCCAGUGGGUGUUGACCACGGCAAGUUGUGUCUACAACCACACCGACGUCACUGAGAACAUAUACGUGCGAGUGGGUUACACCGACAUCGUGAGUCCCUACAACCCUCCAGGUGCUCAGACCAAGACGGUGGCCAAAGUCUACGCACACCACAGCUUCCAAGCAGAAACCCUAGCGAACAACAUCGCUCUUCUCAAGCUCAAGGAUAUCGUGCAACUGAACGACGCCGUGUGCGUGGUAUGCCUGCCAACCACCAAUACAAACUCCAGCGAAGUGGACUCACCCGGUUCUGCAGACAUAGAACGGUGCGUUGUUACAGGUUACGGGACAAGUGUCUCGGAAGACGACCUCCGAUUCACGUACCCAACCCUCCGAGAGGCCCCCGUGAUUGCUUUAGAAGAAGAUGAUGUGUGCAACGCUUGGCAGUCCCGCGCUCGACAGCUUAAACUCGAUCUGGAGGUAAAAGGCAGCACGUUCUGCGUGGGCGAAGGUGACGUUCAAAAUGACUGCGUCGGGGAUCCUGCCAGACUCGUGGUGUGCCCGAGCAAGGAAAGCUUCUACGAGAUAACUGGCCUGUCGGCCAAGGGACUCGCAUGUGGUGGUCCGGACGCCCUAUCUGUCUACACCAACGUUUCCUCCUACUCUGGUUGGAUAAAUCAAAUUACAAACAUCAACCGCUUCUGAUAACCUGUCUACUCUUCGCAACAUUCGUGGGACUUUAAGCCGGACUUCGUAGUGAUUAUGACUGGAAGACUGCUGUGCAGUCAGCUUGAGAUUUCAUAAAGUGUUUGGAUCACUCGACUAAAUAGGCAGAGUCGCCAAAACUUGUUCAUGUAUUUAUUAGGAAUGUGUGACGCUCAUUGCAGCCAUUAUAUUACUUGAAUCAUCCAAAAUGCGUACUCUUUUCAGUUUCGCAAAUAAGAUAAAACGAAAGAGUGAAGCUCUUUUUGUAAUGCUGAGAUGCACACAAAAGAGCACCGAGUUCCUAGUUACCCCCUUCAGUCAUGGCGUCCACAUUUGUGGACGCGACCUAUUUUUGCGAUUUUAGCGAUUUCUGGGCAGUAGUAGCAGGGAAUAGGGCACAAACAUUAAGCUUACGGUAAAUUGGACAUUCUGCUAACCUAAAUUACUGCCAUUUUACUUUUGAGUGAUAUGUAUCGUUAGAGAGUACCGCUUUGGUGAAGGCACUACCGUGUUUUACGUGACAAUUGACGUGGGGCAUGUCGGUGGCAACCUCGAAAUAUCUUUUUUUUAAACGCUCGCGCUCAAUCAAUAACUUGUGCAUGUGAUUCGAGCGGGUGAUUAAAUCCUUGUUGGGAAGAAAGGUAGUAUGACUGACUUUAAAAUGUUAAAAUAUUUAGCUACUCUAUAAUUAUGAUGAGUCAUCAUAACAAGCACAAAUAGUCAUUCUACCAUCUUGAUUUGCUUUCAGUGAAUUCUCGAACUCCCUGGCAUAAAAUGAUCUAUGGUUCACACAUGUAUCGACAGCCAAUCGUAAUUCGUGAUUGAAGGGGAAAAACAGCUCAGUAGCUAUAAAAGUAAUUACACGAGGCUUAAUUUGUGAUAGAGCUAAGCAAACGGCAGCCAUACGGCGACCUAUAUAGUGUGCAUGUGUUGACGCUAUGACUGAAUUGUUCAACCAUCCUAUUGUUUCGUGUGCUAACAUAAACAUGCCUAUAUUCUGACACGUCUAUAUUUCCUGGCGUUUUCAUCCUUUCUGCAUCUUUCCUCUGCUGGUGCAGUAUUUUUUAUGUUAAAUGCUUAUCACUUUAGGCAUAUGUAGUUAUUUUAUUAUUAACCCAAGUGCUUAUGCGGUUGUGUGUUAAGGGCGCAGGCAAGGGAUUUGUAUGUGCUACCUUUCACAGGGCUUUAUCUAUUGUACAGUCUAGCAUUCGCAAUUUUCACCUGUUGGCGCUUUUCCAAAUGAUGUAUUGCGAGCAAUAAAUAAUGUGCGAGAAAAGUA
Messenger RNA from Dermacentor andersoni, 4128 nucleotides. RefSeq lists its product as uncharacterized. The record is from RefSeq and is a predicted model, not a curated record. NCBI's taxonomy places the organism in Eukaryota, Metazoa, Arthropoda, Arachnida, Ixodida, Ixodidae. Gene Ontology annotation, molecular function: serine-type endopeptidase activity. Gene Ontology annotation, biological process: proteolysis.